AUGAAAUCUGUGAAUAUUUUGAAAAUGCUUGAAGCUAAUAAAGAAAAUAGAAACUUUUAAUUAGUUUAAAAUAGAUAAAACAGAGUUCAAUCUACUCUCUAUAUAAAAGAUGAGUUAUCUCAAUAAAAUAUUAAACCAAGAGUUAUAAGGGUUUCAAAAUGGAAUAAGUCAUAAAAUAUUAGAGACAAUUCAAAACGAGAGGAUUAAAGACAUAUUAGUUAUGAAUUACCCAGAUAAAAAACUGAUUAAUAUUAACAUAUUUAAAGAACUCUAAAAAAUAGAAGUUUAACUAACAUCUAAAUUUCCAUCAUUAAUUAAGCCUAGAAUAAUAAUAACAAUAAUAAUGCUUCAAUAUCAUUACCUAAUAGUAACAAAUGUAAAGCAAUAUUAUUGUAUUUUUAGAUUUAGUUACAAAAGGAUUAGAUAAAUUUUAAUCAACAGAAAACUAUGGAAAUCCAUAAUUAGUUAAAACUUAUAAAUAGGAUAUAUUUAACUAUCUUGAAGAAUUCAAUUUAAAGUUAUAAUAGUAAAAUACUAUCUCAUAUAAUGCAUUUUAUUAAUAAAGUUAGAUUACUUUAAAAAUGAGAAAUGUUCUUAUUAAUUGGCUUUUUGAAGUUCAUCAUAAAUUAAAAUUACAAUUAGAGACACUCCUUUUGACUGUAUGGUUAAUAGACAAGUAAGUAUUAACAAUAAUUAAGAUUUAUUGAAACUCAUUUAGUAUAAAAGAAUAGAUUUCAACUUUUUGGAAUUGCUUGUUUAUUUAUUGCAUCAAAAUAUUAAGAAGUUUAUGGUGUACCAAAAAGUGGUCAAUUAUCUAAAUUGUGUGAUGAAGUUUAUAGCAAAGAAGAUAUAUUGAAAGCAGAAGGGUAAAUACUAUAAAAUAUAAAUUUUAAUUUAUCUUUUAUAUCACCAUUAAGAAUAUUUGAACAUAUUGCUGAAGUUGAUGAUUAAAUUAGGUUGAUUAUUUCAAUUUAAUUAGUUGAUAUCUGAUAUAGUUGGCCUCAUUUAGUUAUGGAUUUGCAAAUGGAGACCCCUUUUUAAUAGUGGCUACUAUUCUAAAUAUUGUUGGAAAAAUCUCUAACAAAAAGAUUGAUUCAUCAAUGUUAAAGGUAAAAUUAUAAACUUUAACUCAUAGGUAGAUUCUAAUCAAACUAACAAAUUAACAAAAGAAUUAAUUUAAACUUGGUUUCUAGAUGAAGUUAAUUAACCAUUUCCAUCUCUCAUCAAAAAGUAUUAACACUCUCAUUAUAAUCAUGUUUCAACAAUUAAUUUUAGUUUAGAUCUAUUUUUAUGA
Molecule: messenger RNA, 1294 nt
Organism: Paramecium pentaurelia
Lineage: Eukaryota; Ciliophora; Oligohymenophorea; Peniculida; Parameciidae
Source: the annotation of a GenBank genome assembly